GCUGCGAAAGUCAGUGGAGAUUGUCAGUCUCUUUCUUCGUGAUUGUUUUUAAUCGGUGACACAGAAUACUUGGAAAUUUCGUAGAUUUCUCAGGUCCUACAUUAUUAAUUUGACUGAGGAAGUGUACAGGAGCGGAUUGGCAUCAUGUGUGGUGGAUUCACAUGCUCGAAGAACUCCCUGAUAGCCCUCAAUGUGUUGUACAUUGUGGUGGGAUUCCUUCUGAUUGGCGUGGGUGUUUAUGGUCGGGCUGCAUCCAUUGUGACAAAUCUCCCGAUAGUCGGCGGCAUUCUGGCCUGUGGCAUCAUCCUGCUGCUGAUCUCAGUCCUUGGGCUCGUGGGCACGGUGAAGCACAACCAAGUGAUGCUCUUCUUUUACAUGAUUAUUCUGUUCCUGCUGUUCCUCGUGCAAUUCUCCAUUGCGUGCUCGUGUCUCGCUGUGAACUCCAAUCAGCAGAAGCAAUUGGCCGAGCAGGGAUGGAGCCGGGUGACGGAUUCGAUAAAGGAGGAGGUCCAGGAGACAUUCACCUGCUGCGGAUUCAAUUCCACCGCCACGGCAGACCAUUUGGCCUGUGAUAAAAUUACACCAAUCUGCUGCCCUGCGCCAGCCUCUCCUGACUGUGCAUGCCCACCCUGUCUCUUCAAGCUGGAGGAGACCAUAAACAAGGCUUUCAAAAUGUGCGGCGAACUUGGACUUGUCUUCAGCUUUACAGAGGUAUUGGCAGUGUUCCUAACGUGGCGCUACCGUAAUCAGCACAAUCCAGAUGAUUUACCGGCGAGAGCUGUUUUCCCGCAGCGGAAUUAUCAAUACUAAAGCAUCACCUUCUUAGUGAAAUAACUUCAAUGGGCAAAGAAUUGUAGAUAAAUAGUUUUACGUACUACAGUGAGGAAAAUAGAUAAUCUCUCAAACACGUCUAGUCGCAAAAAGAGACAUUACGCACUCAUAAUUCACAACAUAUCCCGUUGAAGUGAAAGAAUCACAGAAUGUAUAAAAAAAAAACAAAUCACCGACUGAUAAGACCUAUGAUAAUUUGCGUUUCUCUUGAAAAGGCAUAUUUUACACUCUAAUAGACGAUAGUAUAGAUUUACGUAAAAUCUCUUCGUCACGUUUACUUCUGUGGUAAUCUUCUUUGAUUCGGUUCUCAUCCAGAUAUUGUAGAAUAUUUUCAGAUAUGAUAAAAAUGCUUGAGGGAUGAUAACGCCAAAGAUUUGAUGAGAUCUAAAACAAUUGAACAAAUUGAAGAAUGAAGACUGAAGGUUUAUCUGUAAUUACUUUAUUUUGCUCAACCCGUCAUUCUAUUUCCUGAUUGCAAAUUGUGAAGAAUAAACUUAUAAGGGAUGUCGCAGAGUCUCAAUGCGCGACAGCAUUUCUCACACGCGACUGUUUUGUUAAUUUUAAGAGAAAAAGAGAAACAGAAAGACACCCUUUUUUCUGUGUUAAAUUGCGUGUUUAUAAUAGAUUUACAGUGGGAGAGAAAUCGAUAGUGAUGUUUAAUUGACAUGAUUCUCGUAGAUUUAUUUUACACACUAUGAUAAACAGUGAGAUUAUGAGCCCAGCAGGUAAAUUUAAUUGUGGCAAAGUAUAUUUUUGUAAAUGGCCAAAAAGCUUCUCAUGUAUUUUUGUCGAUGAAUAAAGCGUUAAUGUUCUUUUGUGUAGUGCUUCUACAGAAC
Phlebotomus argentipes is the source of this 1667-nucleotide messenger RNA. RefSeq names its product tetraspanin-13 (gene Tsp97E). The transcript is spliced from 5 exons. The coding region runs from base 145 to 810 and encodes 221 amino acids. Gene Ontology annotation, cellular component: membrane. NCBI's taxonomy places the organism in Eukaryota, Metazoa, Arthropoda, Insecta, Diptera, Psychodidae. The record is from RefSeq and is a predicted model, not a curated record.